This is a messenger RNA of Scaptodrosophila lebanonensis, 1954 nucleotides long. RefSeq names its product photoreceptor-specific nuclear receptor (gene Hr51). Gene Ontology annotation, biological process: cell differentiation; anatomical structure development; positive regulation of transcription by RNA polymerase II. Gene Ontology annotation, molecular function: nuclear receptor activity; zinc ion binding; RNA polymerase II cis-regulatory region sequence-specific DNA binding. The record is from RefSeq and is a predicted model, not a curated record. NCBI's taxonomy places the organism in Eukaryota, Metazoa, Arthropoda, Insecta, Diptera, Drosophilidae. The transcript has 12 exons. Bases 233 to 1954 code for a protein of 573 amino acids.
AUUGUCGACUUUACCUGCGGAUAAAAAUUUGAAAUUAUAAUAACAGUAACAUGGAGUUUAAAAAUCAAAGUAAAUCAAAGUGUUCAAGGCAUUAAUAAUAACAAGUACGAUAUUUGUUAAUGUAAGUUCAAAAAACGCUCUUAUAAAAUAAGAUCCUCGGGUCAAGUUUGAUUCAAAAAUUGUGAAAAUUCUCAAAAGUUGGUCCACAUUGUUAAAUCUCCCAAAGCUGGCAAUGAAUAAAGAAGAAAGUUUGAACGACGCACGUCCAGCGUCUCAAGAGCUGCACAGUCCUUCCCGUCUUUGCUACACACCGCCGCCACAAUCACUUGGACAGGCGCCACCGCCGCCACCUGCAGUCCCACUUUCCACGUCCAGUCGUCUGCUUAGCUGGAACCACAGCGCAGCGGCAGCAGCAGCGGCGGCAGCUGCAGCAGCCGUCGCCUCCAAUCCCCCACCUUCAUCUUCAGCGGUGCAAUUGGCAGCGGAUCAAGCAGCCGGCGGACCACGCAUCAAGGGACAAAACCUGGGCCUGAUCUGCGUCGUCUGUGGCGACACCAGCUCCGGCAAACACUACGGCAUAUUGGCCUGCAAUGGUUGCUCCGGUUUCUUCAAGCGCAGCGUUCGUCGCAAACUAAUUUAUCGCUGUCAGGCGGGCACUGGACGCUGUGUUGUCGACAAAGCGCAUCGGAAUCAAUGCCAGGCCUGUAGGCUCAAGAAGUGCCUUCAAAUGGGAAUGAACAAGGAUGCGGUGCAAAAUGAGCGACAGCCAAGAAACACGGCCACUAUACGGCCGGAGACACUGCGGGAGAUGGAGCACGGACGUGCGUUGCGCGAGGCUGCAGUAGCCGUCGGUGUUUUCGGACCACCCGUGCUACUUUCGCCGCCCUGCUACGGCUCCGGUUUGCUGCCACCGCCAUCACUCAGCAGCCUGCCGACGGGACGUCUGCUGCACCACAACCACCUCAGCACUUCCAUGCUGGCUCAAAAUCACAUGAAUCAUGCCGCCAACUUUCCCGUGUUCAAUGCCGGACUCCAUCACUCGCCCAAGGAGAAGGCCUACGGCGGCGCCAUGGAACUCUCCAGCAGCGGCAAUGUCUCGCACUCCACCAACUCCAGCAGCAAUCACUCCAUAGAUCCUAGUUCACCCGCACCUGAUGCAGCGCAGGACAAGAACAAUGCUGGCGGUAGUGUGUCCUCCAUAAGCUCUUCGAGUCCCAUGCCAGAGAAUGAUAACGAUGAUGAUUCCAUCGAUGUGACCAACGAUGAGGAGCCCCAUGCCGGCAACAAGCCAGACGCCAACUUCAUUAUGCCACAGUUUAUGUCGCCAAAUCUGUACACACACCAACAUGAGACGGUUUAUGAAACGAGUGCACGACUCCUGUUUAUGGCUGUGAAAUGGGCCAAGAACCUGCCCAGCUUUGCAAGGCUUUCGUUUAGGGAUCAGGUUAUACUAUUGGAAGAGUCCUGGUCGGAGCUCUUCUUACUGAAUGCCAUUCAGUGGUGCAUUCCUCUAGACCCCACAGGAUGUGCCCUUUUCUCAGUGGCCGAGCAUUGCAAUAAUUUGGAGAACAACGCCAAUGGUGAAAACUGCGUCACAAAGGAGGAGAUGGCAGCUGAUGUGCGAACUCUCCACGAGAUCUUUUGCAAAUACAAAGCGGUACUCGUGGAUCCUGCGGAAUUCGCGUGCCUUAAGGCAAUUGUGCUAUUCAGACCCGAAACUCGUGGCCUUAAGGAUCCUGCACAAAUUGAGAACCUACAGGAUCAGGCGCAUGUGAUGUUAUCGCAGCACACGAAGACGCAAUUCUCCGCACAAAUAGCCCGAUUUGGCCGUCUGCUGCUCAUGCUGCCUCUUUUGCGUAUGAUUAGCUCCCACAAGAUCGAAUCGAUUUACUUUCAGCGCACCAUCGGGAACACGCCUAUGGAGAAGGUGCUCUGCGAUAUGUAUAAAAAUUAG